Molecule: messenger RNA, 1308 nt
Organism: Thelazia callipaeda (thelaziosis nematode)
Lineage: Eukaryota; Metazoa; Nematoda; Chromadorea; Rhabditida; Thelaziidae
Source: the annotation of a GenBank genome assembly
AUGUUAUCAUUACUUUCAGAUUUCACUGUUCAGUAUGUAAAGGAAAAUGGCUUGGAAGCACCUCUUCUGUUCAAGGAUUCUCUUAGUUCACUCGGAAUGAAGUACUUUCUAGUAGUUUUUCAAAAUUUUUUUUGGCUCGAUUUCAAUGUGGUAUUUAAAAUAUCAUGUUUUCUAAAGAAAAAAUCCCCACAGGAGAGGCGAAAAGAUCUGCUGAACUUGCUUUCGUUAGAAUUUUCGCUCACGCCACUUGCAAAUAUAAUACAAGCACCAUCAGUAGCUCGUGAAAUUGAUUGGGUUGAACUAUUUUGGCCAAAAAAAUCACGCACUUCAUCAGUUUCCUAUCCAAAAGUACAAAACUACUGCUUGAUGAGUGUGAAACGGUCCUUUACUGAUUUUCAUAUUGAUUUUGGCGGCACAUCUGUGUGGUACCAUGUUUAUAAAGGGAGAAAGAUAUUUUGGUUAGUUGAACCCACAGAAGAAAAUAUAGUAAAAUACGAGAAAUGGAUAUUGGAAGGAUCACAGCGAGAAGCAUUUUAUGGUGAUCUUGUGAACAGAUGUACACGAGUUGAAUUGUAUGAAGGAAAUACAUUCAUCAUUCCAUCAGGAUGGAUACAUGCUGUCUACACGCCAGAGGAUAGUUUAGUUUUUGGUGGAAACUUCCUUCAUAGUUUUUCGAUUCCAAUGCAGAUUCGGAUCAAUCGUUCAGAAAAUACUCUCAUGAUCAAAAGAAAAUAUCGUUACCCAAGGUAUUCAGAAAUGUUGUGGUUUGUUAUUGAAGGUAUUGUGAAUAAAGCAGAUGGAUUAGUUCAAGAAACGGCAAAAAACGAAGUAAUUUUUAUAUUUGGUGCACAGCGCUGUGAUUUGCUUAAUAUUUUUUUGUUUUUCAAAUAUAAAAAUUCUAUUUUUCUUUGUAAAAUACGAUCUUUGUUUCUUCUAGUUACCGAAUCAUCGCCACAGGUUGUGAGACCUAGACCACCAAAAUAUAAAUUGAGAGCUAGUAAAAAGCAAGAUCAUCAUAAACCAGACGGACCAUUGAUUGUUGGUGGUAUACCUCCAGCGAUCAUGCCACCUGAUGCACCGCUAGCUCCUAACCCUUAUGACUACGACCCGUUGGCUUCUGUCACUCCAUUAGGACAUAAACAGUUGCCUUCAGCCUACAGACGUACACCUGAUGUAAAGCUGCAAUAUCGAUCACCUUUAAUUCGACCAGGUCAAAGCAAUAACGAAACGAACGGGUUAGCGUUUCAUUAUUGUAUUCGCGGUUGCAUCUGCAAUAUAUUAAAUUACAAAUAUUUUGUUUUAUUUUAA